GAUCGCUUUGGCGCAAUUUUAUUAUUUAUCUACCCAGCUGUAACGUUUAUCAUUAGCAAUUUGUAAUCCUAAAAAAACACUGUGAAUUUCGUGAAUCGUCUCAAUUAAACUAUUUUUGUGUAUCUUUUAACUGUAUCACUACUUUUAUUUCGUCAAAAGUAUCACCUUCCAAAUGCCCGCCAUGGAAGUGACCAGCAACAAAUUUAUGCAGCAGCGGUUCGAUCGUCAAAAGCACGAAAUUGAAUCGUUUGUCGUCCGUAUAUAUCGGCACAAUCUGAUCAAGGAUGGGGGCAUUAUAAAGCGGAAGUUGCGCGAGAAACUCUUCGAGGAGAUAAAGUUACGCCGAAUAACCCGGGUAAAAAUGGACGAACUGGGUUGGGUGUUGAUGAACCACGAUCUCAUUAACCGGAAUAAGGGCACGGAGGUCGGUAAGGAGGGAGAACAGAAUCCGGCGCCAAGUUUGUUCCUGUUCAAUAUGGAGCGUUUGCGGGAUCUCCUCGAGUCACACGAGCAGCGAAACCAUGCCGAGCUAACCGCCAAGAGAAAGGACAAGCAAACGCUCGCCCAGGAGGUUGCGCUGCACAACGACAAAGCACUGCAAGAACUUCGCGACAUGGUGGAGGCGAAACGUCCGCUGGCCACCAUCCGGCACGUCACGACGAUCGAGCGGAUGCUGAAGCAGAGUUUUCCGCCGUCCUCGCGAAAUUGCUUCGUGUGUCGGGAGUUUUUCAAAACGCCCGACCAGUACUCGAAGCACUUUGAGGACGUCCACGGGGAGGUCUUUCGGAUUUCGAACGAUGACGAGCGGUUCUCGACCGGCCAGAAGCUGGACGUGGUUCAGCACUACGACGCGUUGAGUCCGGUGACGUUGUUCGAGAUCCGGAACAACCAUCACGUGGCGAUGCAGGUCGACGGGGUGUAUUUGUACCACACGACGCAGCAGCUGAUGCCGGUCAUGCGGGACGUGUGGCCGAUUACGAUCAACACCGGGGACUCGUUCAAGUUCUCGAUAACGACGGGGAUGUUUCUGGUGGCGGAACACGAUUACAGCAUUCUGGUGCACUUUAAUCGCGUGCUCGAGUACAUCGAGCAGUACCACUUCCGGGUGCUGAAGGAACCGGUUGAGCUGCGUGUCAAGGACAACCCGAUCGCGCUGAAAAAGCUGGAGGAAUAUCCGCCGCCGCCGGAGAUGGUGGCCGUGUUCAAGAACGGGUUCAAAAUGGUGGAUUCGUACACGGUCAAGGAGCGCAAGAUGUGCGAGGACAUUCGAUCGUUCAUGGACGCCGAUCCGGAGACGCGACUGAACGCGGCAAACUACGUGCAGAUUCUCCAGCUGAUGAACAACGUCGAGGACUACAACGUUCAGUUCGAGCUGUCCCAGUACGACAUGAAGGACGUUCAUUUGGCGGCUUGUGGAGCAAAGCGGUUCUACAGUCUCCGGCUGAACCAGUUCAGCACUGUUCCGCGUUCGUUGGUCGAGGGGGAUUACAUUGAACUGUCCUACACGAGACCAAACAAGUCGCUCAAGACGGUCAUCGGAGUCAUCUCGCAGAUUUGCUCCAACAAGGUGCUGUUUGAGACGGAGGAACCGCUCAAGUACGACGUUCGCUGGCACAUGAAGUUUAACCCGAACCGGACGCCCAUCCGGAUGGAGUACCAGGCGCUGGAGAUUGUCAAGCGGCACGGACUGAGUGGGUUCUUCUUUCCGACGGUGAUGGUCUGCAAGGUGGCGACGAUUGGAAGGGAAUCCUUCACGUGGUUCAACCCGAACGUGGCCAGCAACGUGGAGCAGCAAACGGCCAUCGUGAGCAUCGUCAACGAGACGGCUCGACCGUAUCCGUACGUGCUGUUCGGACCUCCGGGAACGGGUAAAACCUCCACCCUGGUCGAGGCGAUCGCCCAGAUUUGGAAGCUCAAACCGAAAGCGUUUGUCCUCGUGACGGCUUCUUCCAACUACGCGUGCAACGAAAUCACCCAACGACUGCUCGGGGUCAUCCCGAAGGACGAUCUGUUCCGGUUCUUCUCCAAGCAAGCCGAGCGGAUGAUGGCCGACAUGAGCUACGAGUUGAUCGAGUGUUCAAACCUCAACACCGGCUGCUAUCGACUGCCCUCGAAGGAAGAGCUGUACGGCAAGCGGAUCGUAAUCAGCACGCUGACCUCCUCCGGCAAGCUGGUGCAGGCCAACAUCCGGCCGGGCCACUUUAGCUACGUGUUCAUCGACGAGUGCGGCAGCGCCACGGAAGCUUCCGCGCUGGUCCCAAUCGCCGGAAUCAUCAGCUCACCGGGGAAGAUCGACGGCUCGAUCGUCCUGUCCGGCGAUCCGAAGCAGUUGGGACCGGUCACGCGUUCCGAGUUCGCCGCCGACAUGGGCCUGAAACGCUCGAUGCUUGAGCGACUCAUGAACCUUCCGGUCUACCAAAAAUCCAAACUAACAAACCAGUACAACAACGCCCUGAUAACGAAACUCCUCCAGAACUACCGCUCCCACGAAGCCAUCCUGCACUUCUCCAACAAGACCUUCUACCAGAACGAACUGAAACCGUGCGCUGCAGAAUGCCACACCCACUGGGCGCUCAACUGGCCGGAACUGCCCGCCAAGUCCUUCCCCAUCAUCUUCGAAUCGACCAUGGGCAAACUGGCCCGCGAGCAGGACUCGGCCAGCUACUUUAACCAGAAGGAAAUCGAACUGGUCGAGUUCUACCUGCGCAAGCUGUUCACGGACGGCGUCAACGACCGCCCCGUCACCCAACUCGACAUCGGCAUCGUGUCCCCGUACAAAAAGCAGUGCAUCAAGCUCAAGCAGAUGACGGCACGCCACGGCUGGAACGCGGUCGAGGUCGGUUCCGUCGAAGCGUUCCAAGGUCGUGAAAAGCCCGUCAUCAUACUCACCACGGUCCGGUCGGGAACGCGCGGCGUCGGCUUUCUGGACAACGUGAAGCGUCUCAACGUGGCACUGACACGGGCCAAGGCACUGCUCGUUGUGAUCGGCAAUCCGGAAACGCUCCAGAAGGACGCCAACUGGUACGAGUUCAUUCGGUACUGCUACGGCGCGGGAGCGAUCCGAGGGGUCAAGUUCGAGCUGGACGAGAAGCAGCACAAGGUGCAGGAGAUCGAGGCGGAGGGCGGAGGUGGUGGCGGCAAGGACGAUAACUGGGUGCAGGUCCAGCAGCGAAUGGACGCGCUCAUUAGGAAGAUUAGUGAUGUGAAGAUUUGAGAGAGGAAGCGUGAUGUGAUUACUUUUUUGUGGGGCGAAUUUUAUAUUGUUUUUUUUUUUUUUAUUUAUUUAUUUACGUAGUGUUUCGCUGGCGAUCCGGAAGAGUGUUGUUUUUUUUUAAAAAUGAUAUUGAUCAUAACUAAAAGGAAAAUUGCAAAUAAAUUGAUUUAAAGACUGACAGUAAAA
Culex quinquefasciatus (southern house mosquito) is the source of this 3400-nucleotide messenger RNA. Its product is annotated as putative helicase MOV-10. The coding region runs from base 173 to 3214 and encodes 1013 amino acids. The record is from RefSeq and is a predicted model, not a curated record. NCBI's taxonomy places the organism in Eukaryota, Metazoa, Arthropoda, Insecta, Diptera, Culicidae. Gene Ontology annotation, molecular function: RNA binding; 5'-3' RNA helicase activity. The transcript has 4 exons.